Molecule: messenger RNA, 1701 nt
Organism: Saccharomycopsis crataegensis
Lineage: Eukaryota; Fungi; Ascomycota; Saccharomycetes; Ascoideales; Saccharomycopsidaceae
Gene: HOL1
Product: Hol1p
Exons: 1
Coding region: 1-1701 (566 amino acids)
Biological process (GO): transmembrane transport
Cellular component (GO): fungal-type vacuole; plasma membrane
Molecular function (GO): transmembrane transporter activity
Source: RefSeq, a predicted model, not a curated record
AUGGCCACUUCAAGAUACGACGACGAUUUCAUUCCUGGUACCGUCAACAUCCUUGCCAAUGACUCGGACAACGAGUCCAAGAACUUUUCCGAAGGCACCAAACUCAAGACCAAAAAUGGUAUUAUUUUGAUGCCCCAACCUUCAGACUCCCCAAACGAUCCUCUUAACUGGUCAAUUUGGCGUAAAUACUCGCACUUUGCCGUGGUGAUCUUCAUCACCGCCUUCACUGCCGCGUCGUCUAAUGACGCCGGGGCCACCCAAGACUCGUUGAACGAGAUUUAUGGUAUCUCGUACGAUAAGAUGAAUACCGGGGCCGGGGUGUUGUUCGCCUCGAUCAGUGUCACGUCGUUGGUGUUGGCUCCUACCACCUCCAUUUGGGGUAGAAAAAUAUCGUACUUGAUAUGUACCAUCAUGGGGUUGAUUGGCUCGAUCUGGUUUGGGUAUUCCAAGACCACUAGCGACACGAUUUGGUCACAAUUGUUUGUCGGGGCCAGCGAGGCAUGUGCUGAAGCCCAAGUUCAAUUGUCGAUCUCCGAUAUUUUCUUCCAGCAUCAAUUGGGUUCUAGGUUAACUUUAUAUAUCUUGGCCACUUCCGUGGGGACAUAUUUGGGCCCAUUAAUUGCCGGGUUCAUUUCUGCGGUCAGUGAUUAUUCUUUCCGGUGGGUCGGCUGGACCGCGGCGAUCAUUUACGGAGUGUUGAUUGUGAUUCUCGUAUUUGGGUUCGAGGAAACUUAUUUUGAUCGGGCAAAGUUCUUGGGAACCAUUUCCAACAACAACACCGCUGCGAACUCUCCAAAAGUUAACGAAUACGACGAGAAAAAAAAAGAAGACAACGAUGCAACUGUCAAUGCCACAUUGACCACCUAUUUGACCAAUGAAUCGGACAAUGGCGCCGCAGUGAUCGAUGCCGGGCUCAAUGAUCCUCCUAAACUGUAUUGGCAAACCAUGCAAAUGAUCACUUUUGCCAGUAAUGUCAAAGGUACCGGGAUUGCCCAAUACUUCAAACAAUUGAAAAUGAUUUUCAGAGUGUUUUUGUUUCCUCCAGUGAUCUUAUCUGGUCUUAUGUGGGGUGCUCAAGAUGCGUUCCUCACCUUUUAUUUGACCACCGAGGAUGAUCUAUAUUACGACGCUCCGUACAAUUAUUCUGAUGCCGGGGUGGCCAUCAUGAACAUCCCUUGUUUGAUUGGGGCCGCUAUUGGGUGUUACUAUGCCGGGUCGCUUUCUGAUUGGUUUGUCCUUCAACUUGCUAAACGUAACAACGGGAUUCUCGAAGCAGAGUUCCGUCUUUGGUUCAUUUUCCUUGCGGCAAUCAUUUCUCCAUUAGGAUUGUUGAUCUUUGGCAUUGGUACUGGUAAAGGCUGGUCGUGGCAUUCGACCUACGUGGGGCUUGGAUUCAUUGGAUUUGGUUGGGGUUGUGCGGGAGAUAUUUCCAUGAGUUAUUUGAUGGACGCAUACCCGGAGAUGGUGAUCGAAGGGAUGGUGGGUGUGUCAAUGAUCAACAACCUUAUUGGGUGUAUCUUCACAUUUGCUUGUUCUCCAUGGAUCAGCUCCAUUGGCACCACCAAGACCUACAUCGUUCUUGCGGUACUUGAUUUUGUGAUCAUGAUGCUCUGUUUGCCAAUGAUUGUUUAUGGCAAACGGUGUAGAGCAUGGACCAAGGAUUGGUAUUUGGAAUUUCUCCGUCUCAGAGAUGAGAUUUGA